Kickxella alabastrina is the source of this 270-nucleotide messenger RNA. RefSeq lists its product as uncharacterized. The record is from RefSeq and is a predicted model, not a curated record. The transcript has a single exon. Lineage: Eukaryota; Fungi; Kickxellomycota; Kickxellomycetes; Kickxellales; Kickxellaceae. The annotation marks the transcript as partial.
CACAUUCACGAGUAUUGCACCUCAACGUUUUGCCCGGCAUGUGGGAGCAGGAUGGAAAAAUUCCGCAAAAUUGAUAAUCCUCCUCUGAAGAAUCCCAAGCACAAGGACCAUAUCGCAAUGGCAGCAGCAGCAUCUGAUUCUAUCACAGCUUCAACCACUUCAGCUGCUGUAUCUGUCGCAGCAGUAACCACUGCCGUUUUUGUUGCAACUAAAACUGCCGCCAACGCCGCAUCUAUUACAGAAAGUGUACAGCAGAGUCGCAACCAAUGA